UACAGUAGGCCUCUAUGAUAUGGUGUUGUGGACUAGUUUUCACCAAUAAACCAAGCUAUAAUAUUCCACGGAAAAAUACCUCAAGUUUUCUGUGACAAAAUUGUUCACUAACAAUCACUAUAGUAUCAUCCAUGUGAUUAUUAUUAAUUUACCGCAUGCCAACACACGUCUUCAAAGGGCAGGUUGCCAAGGGAAUUUCCACAAUUCCCUGAAAAACACCCGUAACCGUGUAUUAAUACGUAUACUUCACAGUAGCAGUAAUCCACUAUUUUUAUCCCAUAAGCCCCGCCUUCCUCGCUUUGGCAGCCAAUCAAUGAAGUGGGAAAAUACGACUAAAAAUAUCUCAGCACAUGUUCAAAACAGAAGCGAGAAAUUCAUUGGCACUAUUUAUAAGGAUUAUACAGGUUCCAUCCUGCAUCAGUUUCACAAAUAAGUUUAUCGACACACAACAAAAUUGUGAAGACCGAAUUCUCACAUUAAGAAAUAACAAUAACUACAGCAACAAAACACAAGGAGCGGAAUGGGUAACCAGUUUAGCACGACGACCCUCGUUACUACAAAGGACAGCCACGGCCACGCCUACUGGGUAGGCAUCAACUCGAAACCGUUCUUCAAAGGAAGCCGUAAAAACUGUUACUACGGAUACCUAAACGGAUACGGACCGCGAGCAGGCGAAAAGGUCGUAGUGAAGAGAUUUUCCGAUGGCUCCGGCACGAAGAAGAAAUGGGAGACGGAGAUGUUGAAGGUGAAGUGGGCUCAUCACUUUGCCGAAGCCUUUGCCGAACACGCGAACUGUCCGCGGAUCAAAGUGAACCAGCCGCAGGUGGUUCUGAUGGACACUGUGUCCAAGAUGAACCAGAUAUAUGAGGGCCGAGGCCGGAGCGGGAGUCUCAACGAAGACGACUGGGUGUCCAUAGAAGAGAACAUCAAAGCAGACGAUUUCCAGACAUUCUGCGGGGUCGACCGGAAGUCUCACUCUUCCAGCGUCAUGGGCGCGUUUACGCACUUCACGUACCACCAGUCUGGCGGGCGGGCGAUAGUCAGCGACAUCCAAGGCGUCGUCAAGGACGGAGGGGAUAGUUUCCACGUCACAGACCCUGUGAUCCAUUCUCUGCAAGGCUCGUUCGGCAAGGAUGACGGAGGUGUGGUGCGAAUCAACGAGUUCUUCAAGAUGCAUCGCUGCAGCAGCAUCUGUCGGGACAUGCCCAAGAUGCUGCCCUUGACCCCUCCGCCGUCGUUCGAAGACAUCACCAGUGUUCCCAUGAUGUUCGCGCACAGACCCAUCGUGCCGUCUGCACCACUGUACGAAAACGUCUUCAUACCGUGACUGUUAUAAACAGAAUUUCUUGCUGCAUUUAUAGGUGCUUAAAACGAACAAUCCAUGAAUCCCACGUGGAUGCCUGUAGCAGACUACCUCGUUUUCUAGAAACAGGCGGGCGUCAAAGAAGGAUGGUUGUGUUCCAAGGGAGAAAUAACUGUCUAGUGAGAGUUUGCCUUGAUUUGGGGUUCCAUAGAUACACCUGAAAUCAACGACGAAGACCUCUUAAUUGAAUCCGACGCCAUAUAACCGUAAAUAAAAUGUGUUGAGUGCGUCGUUAAAUAAAACAUUUCCUUCCUUCCUUCUUAAUUGAACAUCUUGGGUGAAAAUUCGAAAUGAUUUCAAGAACAUGAAACAGGACACGAAUCACCCAACUCAUUGUACUGUUAUGUUAAUUCAUUAUACGUCAUGCUACACUGACUAUUUUUGUUGUUGUUGCAAUAUUGAACUAAUAGUGUAAAAGACGAAAUACACGGGAGCUGGGCUCAAAGUCUAGUUCUAGCAGACACAAUGCGGUGCAUGAUCUAUGUCGUCUGUUGCCAGAUCUGUAGCUGAAGUUCAUGCCAGCACAGACGCGGCGUGUUUCGUCACUUUCGAUUCGGUGCGUUUCUUUUUCGACUGGUACCAUACUCACCAGACACAGGCUCCGGUGUCUUUUUAGGUCUAAGAGUGAUGAAGAACAUGAGUUGUAAAAUGCAAUACUACUAGUCUCGAGGGCAAGCUUCAGACGAAGAAGCAAUUGGUGUGCUAGUACGACCCGGUGCAACCAACUAACAGCAAUAGUUGUGAUUAAUACGCAGUUAUAGUUUCUGUAGAAAGAUAUAUAUUGCAGAUACAAAAACACCAUUUUGGUGCCAAGAAAUGACUAUUUGUUUUGACAAGAUCUGGACAGUGGAAACAUAUGAUAGUAAUCAUUAUUUUGUCACCUAGACUAGUGAAUGUGCUUUUAGAUACCAUUUGUACUAUAGUUGUUAAAAUAUAAACUUUACUACCAAUUUAUUUAUUCAUUUACAUUGUAAUAAAAUAAACAAGUAUUUUUUUAAAAAGCGACUUGUUAUUAUUUCUUUAAAGUUGCAGGCAGAAGACACAAAGUUUGGUUAAUCUACCAACCUGUAACACACUAGGAUAAAGUUACACUAGAGUGAAUCAAGAGCCUGUGACGUCGAAAUAGAAAAAUAUCCUUUAAAAAUAAAGACUACAACUCAUCCCCAUAACCAGGCACAGCUGUGCUGGGGGUGGGGGUGGGGGUGGCUCUAGCUUUAGUCCAAUAAUUUAGAAUACUACAGGGAAGCAUACCCCCCCCCCCCCCCCACCCCCCAAAACACCAGGAUGACCAGGGAUCUUUUAUAAGCAUUUCCCCAGAUAUGACAGCAAAUAGCACAGCCUUUGAUCUUCCAGUUGUUGAACAUUGACUAAAACUUUGAGGGAGGGGUGGUAGUACUAAAAUUUAUGGGUCAGAGUUUGGUCGUUAUAUUGCAUAGUUUUUAACCACAAACGUUAACAUUGUCACCUUUGGGAUUUUAUUUGGUAUAGUACAACCUGAUGCCAAAUAAACAUACUUGCAUGGUUUUUCCAGUAAACAUCUGACAAGCGUUUUGUGAAAUUUACCAAAUUAUUUUUCACUUUCAGGAACUUGCUGUAAUCUUUACUGGAACCAAUGAACAAAAACUAAAUUCAAAAAGUGUUCUUAGUAGGAACAUAUAGG
This is a messenger RNA of Gigantopelta aegis, 3023 nucleotides long. Its product is annotated as alpha-protein kinase vwkA-like. Gene Ontology annotation, molecular function: protein serine/threonine kinase activity; ATP binding. NCBI's taxonomy places the organism in Eukaryota, Metazoa, Mollusca, Gastropoda, Neomphalida, Peltospiridae. Gene Ontology annotation, biological process: protein phosphorylation. Bases 521 to 1327 code for a protein of 268 amino acids. The record is from RefSeq and is a predicted model, not a curated record. The transcript is spliced from 2 exons.